This is a messenger RNA of Raphanus sativus (radish), 513 nucleotides long. RefSeq names its product protein SINE4-like. NCBI's taxonomy places the organism in Eukaryota, Viridiplantae, Streptophyta, Magnoliopsida, Brassicales, Brassicaceae. The transcript has a single exon. The record is from RefSeq and is a predicted model, not a curated record. The coding region runs from base 19 to 513 and encodes 164 amino acids.
UUUUUCUUAAAAAAGGGAAUGGAAGAAAGAGAGGAAAAUCCACACGAACGGCUGAAGCAUAAGUUGAGUGAGCUUGAGAAAGUAUGGACCGCCAUGAAAGACUGCAAAAACACAUCCGCCGGUUCGUGUAUCACCGUGGAAGAAGCUCUUAAGUUCGUUGAAAGCUCUCCAAGGAAGCUGAUGAUCUCUCUUCAACACGAUCAAGAUGCAGGUCUAGAGGCAGAGAUGAGAUCACCCUAUAGGAGAAAACUCUUUCACGACUCUGACGAUGAUGAUGAUGAUGGUGAGACCAGAACGACAACGUUCUCUCAUUCCACUUGUUGGUCUUCGAAUGUGAUGAAAGCUAGAGAUAAUAGUAAUAAGAUGAACAAGAAGCAUGAGAAGAAGAAUAGAUGGAGUAUUGUCUGUGUUAGUGUGAUUGUUAUUUUCUUAUGGGUUUUGGUUGUGUUGAUCAACGGCUUUGUUGAUCAACUCUCCAUGAACGGGCAGAUCAAUACUUUGAUUCCUACCUGA